Acaulospora colombiana is the source of this 574-nucleotide messenger RNA. The record is from the annotation of a GenBank genome assembly. Lineage: Eukaryota; Fungi; Glomeromycota; Glomeromycetes; Diversisporales; Acaulosporaceae.
AUGACCAUAGUUGUCUGGCCCCUCAAGUAUUGCUCAUCGACGCGGGAUGUGAAUGGAAAAACUAUGCUUCAGAUAGUUGGCUCGGGAUAUUUAUCAAACAGUAUUGAAGAUGCAACUGGUAAUCAAAUUGCCAUAUAUGAUGGACAUCCGCUGAUCAUUAAAAGGCAUGCAUUGAAGCAGCAAAGCCCGGUGUUCACUGGGACCAGCUUCACCUCAAAUCCCAUGAGUGGUGUAUCGGCGGCAUUCUAUCCACAUGGUCUAGGCCAUUCCCUUGGAAUGGAUGUUCAUGACGUCCCUUCGGCCUCAAAGCCUUCUGUCAACAAAACGAUUCCUUCAUCUUCGACACAGAAUCCAGAAUUCUAUCGAUAUUUGAGGUUGAGAUUGCCGUUAGAGGCGAAUAUGGUUGUGCUGGCACCUGUUCGAAACUCUCCGUAUAUCGACCAUGGGGUCCUCAGUCGCUAUGAAGAUGUGGGCGGUGUGCGCAUUGAAGAUGUAGUUUUGAUCACCAAGACAGGUUGUGAUGUGCUGACCACGGUGAGAAAGGACAUUGAAUGGCUCGAGUCUGUUGCCUCCG